Molecule: messenger RNA, 669 nt
Organism: Hyposmocoma kahamanoa
Lineage: Eukaryota; Metazoa; Arthropoda; Insecta; Lepidoptera; Cosmopterigidae
Product: annexin A7-like
Exons: 3
Coding region: 160-567 (135 amino acids)
Source: RefSeq, a predicted model, not a curated record
UUCGUACUGCGCAGGCGUCUGAAUCAUAUUGUAGGUUUUACAGCAGUGACGGACAAGUGACAGUGGCCCAUUCGGAGUGGAUUUUUCACGUAGUGUCUACACCAUUUUGACUAAUUGAAUUUUCGUAUUUAGUCCAACACAUUUAAAAGCGUUAGCGCGAUGGGAAAUCAAGCCCCCACACAUCCGCCAAUAGUUAUUCAACAAGCGCCUCCACCCGACGGAGGACACCCUCCAUAUCCGCCGCAUCUUGGACACCCUCCACCGCCCGACGGUGGAUAUCCUACGCAUCCGCCGCAAUAUGGAUACCCUCCACCACCCGACGGAGGAUACCCUACGUACCCGCCCCAACAUGGAUACCCUCCACCACCCGACGGAGGAUACCCUACGUACCCGCCACAACAUGGCUACGCUCCACCACCCGACGGAGGAUACCCCACGUACCCGCCGCAACACGGAUACGUUCCACCACCCAACGGUGGCUAUCCUGGAUACGCUCCACCGCCCGACGGAGGAUACCCUGGGUACCCGCCACAACCUGGAUACGGAGGAUACAACCAACCUAGAUAAAAAGUUACUUUUGUAAAUAAGAAUGGGGUGCAACAUAUCGUGUCGGCCCUGUUGCUGCUGCUGUAUACCCUGCCUCUGCUGCGACUGCUGCGGCGAACCCCC